CUCUCAGCAGCAGCAGCAUCCAGGCAGCAUGAGGACAACUGCUCUGGUAUACCUGGCCGCAGUGCUCCUGUCGUCAGCAUGGGCAGGCGACACGAGCGCUGGUGAGGCGCCAGCCAAGAAGGACAAGCGGGGGAUCUUCACCGGCGAACACAGCUACAUCGGGGGAGGAGGCAUCGGCCUGGGCAGCAGCUACGGAGGACUGUCUGGGGGUCUGUCCAGCGGCAUCGGCGGAGGUUUGUCCAGCUACGGCGGGUCCUACGGCUACGGCGGUGGCUACGGAGGAGGUUACGGCUACGGUGGCGGCUACGGAGGCGGCUACGGAGGCGGCUACGGAGGCGGCUAUGGUGGAGGAAUCGGACUGUCGUCCGGGUCCAUCGGCCUCGGCUCCGGAGGAAUCGGCUUGAGCUCUGGCGGAAUUGGCCUCGGCUCCGGAAUUGGACUCGGCUCCGGAAUUGGACUCGGCUCUGGAAUUGGACUCGGCGCCGGUGGUCUCGGUGGUGGAGCUGGGGGAAUCGGACUGGGAUCGGGCGGUAUUGCCUCUGUCGCUGUCGCCCCAACGCAGACCGUCGUGCAGACCGUGAGGGUACCGCAGCCGGUCCCCGUCCCAGUGACUGUCAACCGCCCGUACCCUGUGCCGCAGCCGGUACCUGUCCCGGUAAACCGCCCUGUGCCCGUUCCCCAGCCGUACCCCGUGAGAGUUCCCCACCCCGUCCCGGUCUCCGUGCCCCGACCCUACCCCGUGGAAGUGCCCCGCCCCGUGCCCGUGCCCGUUAACAGGCCCGUCCCCGUCCCCGUGCCCCAGCCUUACCCGGUCCGCGUUCCCCACCCCGUCCCCGUUGGAGUCCCCCAGCCCUACCCUGUCCGUGUGCCCGUCCCCCACCCCGUUCCCGUGCCAGUCUCGACCGGAAUCUCCAGCAUCGGAAUCGGUAGUGGAAUCUCCUCUGGCGGUAUUAUCUCUGGAGGUGGUCUCGGAGGAGGGCUCGGUGGAGGUCUCGGAGGAGGACUGGGAGGCGGCAGCAUCAUCUCCUCCGGCUCCCUGGGCGGUGGUCUGAUCGGUGGAGGGUACGGCGGAGGAUACGGCGGUUCGUACGGAUACGGCGGAUCCUACGGGUACGGCGGCUCGUCUGGUGGACUGAUCUCUUCGGGGCUCUCGGGAGGAGUCCUGAAGGGAACCUACGUCCCCAGCAUCUCCGAAGGCCUCAGCGGCGGCAGCUUGUACUCUGGUAGCCUCUCCUCCAGCUACGGAGGUGGUUAUGGCGGUGGCUACAAGAGCUACUACAAUUUGUCUUGGAUGACAGUAGUUUCCACCUCUGGAGAGGCAGAUGACGACUGGGGGUAUAUAUACUGGUGGGCUCGCCGUCCAGAAUCAUCAGUUGGGUUCCUCUCUCUGCAGCAGCAGCAUCCAGGCAGCAUGAGGACAACUGCUCUGGUAUACCUGGCCGCAGUGCUCCUGUCGUCGGCAUGGGCAGGCGACACGAGCGCUGGUGAGGCGCCAGCCAAGAAGGACAAGCGGGGGAUCUUCACCGGCGAACACAGCUACAUCGGGGGAGGAGGCAUCGGCCUGGGCAGCAGCUACGGAGGACUGUCUGGGGGUCUGUCCAGCGGCAUCGGCGGAGGUUUGUCCAGCUACGGCGGGUCCUACGGCUACGGCGGUGGCUACGGAGGAGGUUACGGCUACGGCGGCGGCUACGGCGGCGGCUACGGUGGAGGAAUCGGACUGUCGUCCGGAUCCAUCGGCCUCGGCUCCGGAGGAAUCGGCUUGAGCUCUGGCGGAAUUGGCCUCGGCUCCGGAAUUGGACUCGGCUCCGGAAUUGGACUCGGCUCCGGAAUUGGACUCGGCUCCGGUGGUCUCGGAGGUGGAGCCGGAGGAAUUGGACUGGGAUCGGGCGGUAUUGCCUCUGUCGCUGUCGCCCCUACGCAGACCGUCGUGCAGACCGUGAGGGUACCGCAGCCGGUCCCCGUCCCGGUGACUGUCAACCGCCCGUACCCUGUGCCGCAGCCGGUACCUGUCCCGGUAAACCGCCCUGUGCCCGUUCCCCAGCCGUACCCCGUGAGAGUUCCCCACCCCGUCCCGGUCUCCGUGCCCCGACCCUACCCCGUGGAAGUACCCCGCCCCGUGCCCGUGCCCGUUAACAGGCCCGUCCCCGUCCCCGUGCCCCAGCCCUACCCGGUCCGCGUCCCGCACCCCGUCCCUGUCGGAGUCCCCCAGCCAUACCCGGUCCGUGUGCCCGUCCCCCACCCCGUUCCCGUGCCAGUCUCGACCGGAAUCUCCAGCAUCGGAAUCGGUAGUGGAAUCUCCUCUGGCAGCAUUAUCUCUGGAGGUGGUCUCGGAGGAGGGCUCGGAGGAGGUCUCGGAGGAGGACUGGGAGGUGGCAGCAUCAUCUCCUCCGGCUCCCUGGGCGGUGGUCUGAUCGGUGGAGGGUACGGUGGAGGAUACGGCGGUUCGUACGGAUACGGCGGAUCCUACGGAUACGGCGGCUCGUCUGGUGGACUGAUCUCUUCGGGGCUCUCGGGAGGAGUCCUGAAGGGAACCUACGUCCCCAGCAUCGCCGGCGGCCUCAGCGGCGGCAGCUUGUACUCUGGUAGCCUCUCCUCCAGCUACGGAGGUGGUUACGGCGGUGGCUACAAGAGCUACUACAAGCACUAG
Molecule: messenger RNA, 2647 nt
Organism: Schistocerca cancellata (South American locust)
Lineage: Eukaryota; Metazoa; Arthropoda; Insecta; Orthoptera; Acrididae
Product: elastin-like
Exons: 5
Coding region: 29-2647 (872 amino acids)
Source: RefSeq, a predicted model, not a curated record